CAUUUCAGGAGUGAACUGAGUGUCCCACGCAUUUUAUUUGCUGGAGGUAUGGCAGGUAUAUUCAAUUGGAUGAUAGCCAUGCCUCCCGAUGUGCUUAAGUCCAGGUUUCAAACAGCUCCAGAGGGCAUGUACAAGGGUGUAGGAGAUGUAUUAAAGCACUUGAUGAAGAAUGAAGGCCCAUUAGCUCUAUACAAAGGUGCAGCCCCAGUGUUUCUCAGGGCAUUCCCAGCUAAUGCUGCCUGUUUCUUUGGCUAUGAAGCAUGUCUGAAGUUCCUUAAUUGGAUAGCACCAGGUGCAUGAAAACUCUUAGGUCAUUAAGUCCUAGGAAAUUGAAAAGUUUAAAGUAGUGUAGUUUAGUAUCAACAGACAAAAGACAAUAUUAGCCAAAGUUUUUUUUCUACUUUUAUCUUACAGAAAUUGAACUUAUUGCUCAGUUGUUAAGUCCAACAAUUUUGCCGUUACUGUUAUUUUAGUGCACUUUCUAGCAAUGCAUUUCUUCAAGGUUUGUAGGUGCUGGUAGGUCAGAACAGUAUUCAAAAUAUGCACAUUAACAAAUCAAUGAGAUAACAUGAAGACAAUAAUAAUUAUAAUUUGUUCGUUUUAUUUCACUUCACUUGGGUGCAAAACUAUGCCAUAUAGAAUGAAUAUCACAACCAUGUAUAAAUGAUUCAGAAUUGAUCUAAGAGAUAAUUAAUAUCUGUUUUACUAUUAUGCAUUAAAUGAAGGGAGGAAAAUUCAGUUUUACAAACUGACUAUAUGUUAUAUUGCUUACAAGUAAUUUGAAAGAUACCUUUAAAAAUUGUAAUUAAGGUUGAAUGUUAUUCAAGUUUUGUUUUUACGUUGUCUGUUAUGAUUUUUUUCUGGAAACAUAAAGCGCUACAGUGACUGCAUCAAAUGACCACAUUAAUUUUAAAGGUGUUAUGAAACUAUGCAUUUUCACUAAAUCAGUUGGUUGACAGAUAGAGAUUCACUUUGAGGGGAGCAGGGAGACGGGAUGGGGGAUAUAUCAAGUUAAAAAAAAUGUGUGCAAUUUAUUAGCUAAACUACAUUAGAAAAGUAGAUUUGCACAAUUAAAAGCAAAAUGAUUAUGAGAAAAAAAGAUUUCAUUACCUUAUGUUGUGCUCAGGGUUCUGAGAGUUGUGUAUGUCAGUAUUUUUUCCACUAUGGCCUGUUUCUCAAAAAAAAAAAAAAAA
Molecule: messenger RNA, 1193 nt
Organism: Lingula anatina
Lineage: Eukaryota; Metazoa; Brachiopoda; Lingulata; Lingulida; Lingulidae
Product: mitochondrial carnitine/acylcarnitine carrier protein-like
Biological process (GO): mitochondrial transport; carnitine transmembrane transport
Cellular component (GO): mitochondrial envelope
Molecular function (GO): O-acyl-L-carnitine transmembrane transporter activity
Source: RefSeq, a predicted model, not a curated record